Molecule: messenger RNA, 1436 nt
Organism: Cladocopium goreaui
Lineage: Eukaryota; Dinophyceae; Suessiales; Symbiodiniaceae
Source: the annotation of a GenBank genome assembly
GACCCUGCGCCUCGGAGCUGUCGGAGGGACAGCCCUGCUUGGCGUGAAGCUUGGCCACAUGUGGAUCAAUGACGAUCUUGACGACAUCAAGUACGAAUUUGACCGUCUCUUCUACCACUUUGCCAGAAAAGAGCAAGAGAAGAAGAAAGUGGUCGUCUUGGGCUCCGGUUGGGGAGCGCUCUCCUUCGUUCGUAAGCUCGAUCCUUCGGCCUUUGAUGUCACAGUGGUGUCGCCUCGACCUUUCUUUUUCUACACACCGCUGCUUGUAGGGAGCACCACUGGAGUCGUAUCACCCGGUGCCAUCAUCGAGCCCAUUCGCGACAACGUUCCCAACUGCGACUUCUUGCGGGUGCACUGCAAGGAUGUCGACUUAGAGAACAAGAAGGUUUUCUGUGAUGGCGAUCUUGAGUUGGACUACGACCACCUGCUGGUGGCUGUCGGUGCGCAGCCGAACACUUUCGGAAUCCCUGGAGUUGAUAAGUAUGGCAGGUUCCUCAAGGAGAUUGAGCAUGGACGACAGCUGCGCAAGGAGAUGUUGGACAUCAUCGAACGUGCCGAAGUGGCCAAUGCCAACGGAGAAAUCAACAAGGUGAAGCAGCUGUUGAACUUUGUGGUGGUGGGCGGAGGACCCACAGGAGUAGAAUUUUGCGGUGAGCUUUCCGACUUCAUCAGACAGGAUUUGAAGCGUCGCUAUCCAAAGAUCGCAGAAUAUUUUCAAGUGACUCUGGUGGAAGCACUUCCUGGUCUACUGACCAUGUUCAACAAAUCUGUUGGACUGUAUGUUCAAGAUCACCUGAAGAAUCAAGGUGUCGAAAUCAAGUUGAACGCCAUGGUGAAGGAAGUGGAGCCAGAGAAGGUCCAUUUGAAGACACAGGAAGGACUGGUGGACAUGGACUUUGGCGUUUUGGUUUGGGUGGCUGGUGUUGGCAUGAGGCCCUUCACUCGUGCCCUCUGCGAGAAGAUUGGCAAGGAGAACGGGCAGACCGAUCGACGCGGGUUGGUGGUGGAUGAGUGUCUUCGGGUCAAGGGUACACGACCCGGUGAGGUCUUUGCCAUUGGCGACUGUGCUGUGAGUGGUAAGCCUCCAACGGCCCAGGUGGCGUACCAACAAGGCAAGUAUUUGGGGCGAAUGUUCCGCCUCGGAAGGGAGUAUCAGAUCUCAGAUCCCCAAGCUGCGCCCUUCAAAUAUUGUCACCAGGGCACCAUGGCCUACAUCGGUGACUCAGCGGGUGCUGCAGAGAUAGAUCCCAACGCGUUCAUCAAGUUAGGCCGAUCCUCAGUCACGGAUCACUUCUGGUGGCGUUCCCUCUAUGGCGACACGGAUCAACUUCGGGUCAUGGGACCUGCGGGCUUCGUGGUGUGGCGUUCCACUUAUUUUAGCAAACUCUUCUCGAGCCGAAAUCGUUGGUCCGUGGCAAGCGAUUGGUUACGGACUG